UAAUUGACAAAUGCUUUUUUAACUCACAAAAUGUUAAUAUACGGAAGUAAGUUGAUUUACGUCAACUAAUUGACACAUUGGGUGCGUGGGAUAUCCGAAAUGGUAUCAACCACUGCUCUGUAGCCCUUUUGUGGGCGCCACUGUGUAAUGGAAAGCCUAGAAAACAAUUUUGGCUAUCUUAGCUUGAGAGAGGCGUCUCAGCCGCUUACUGAUCCGUCAUGCUUUUAUUCAAAUGACCAAGUUUACAAGGCUUACGGAAGUCUUCCUGCCAAUAGUCAUAGGCGAAGUGCUACUCGAGUAUCACGCUAUGGGAACGGAGACAAUGUGGCACAACAGUCUAAUGGAUAUCCUAUGUUCAAUCAGUGGAACCCCAUUCACCGGCUUGACAACAUUGGUCUUUUCGGUCCCCCACCCCUUAUCUUUGAAGGUGGAACAACAAAUCAUGGCGUUGUUCACCAUCCAGUCAACAAACAAUAUAGUGACAAACAACUGUGGUCUAAACCUUUGAAGAAAAGUGAAUAUGAACUGUUUGAUCAACCGAAACGUGGUUUAAACUUCCAGUUGUAUGAUAGUAUACCGGUUACUCAAUCCGGACCUAAUUGGACUCCUGUGGAACCCAUAAAGUCAUUCAAUGAUGUUGAACUUCAUCAAGUAAUCAAGGAGAAUGUGACUAGAGCUCAGUAUAUACACCCGACACCAGUGCAAAAGUAUGCUUUGCCAAUUAUCGCCGCUAAACGUGAUUUGAUGGCAUGUGCUCAAACAGGUUCUGGAAAGACGGCAGCGUUUUUGCUCCCAAUACUCAAUAUGUUGUUUGAAGAUAAUCACUGUGAAAAUUCAGAUACAUCGGCACUCAAUUGCACUGCAUGUCCUUUAGCUUUAAUCCUUGCUCCAACGAGGGAGUUAUCGUCCCAAAUUUAUGAUGAGGCCCGAAAAUUUUCAUUCCGUUCCAACAUUAAACCAUGUGUAGUCUAUGGUGGAGCCUCUAUUCUUUCUCAAAUACGGGAGUUAUCCCAUGGUUGUAAUCUACUUGUUGCCACCCCUGGGCGUCUUGUCGAUAUGGUGAGCAGAGGUAAAGUGAGCCUGGAACAAAUCAAGUUUUUCGUCUUGGAUGAAGCUGAUCGAAUGCUUGAUAUGGGCUUUGAACCACAGAUUCGUCGAAUAGUCGAACAACAUGGGAUGCCACCGGCUGGAAAAAGACAAACUUUGAUGUUUUCUGCAACAUUUCCGAAAGAAAUCCAGACACUUGCACGGGACUUUCUACACUCUUACAUAUUUCUGGCUGUUGGACGUGUGGGUAGUACUAAUGAGAAUAUUAUUCAAGAAGUUUUGAAUGUAGCUGAUAAAGAUAAACCUGAAAUGUUGGUUCGACUACUUCAAGGAAAAGAUCCGGAUGGCUUGGCUUUAGUCUUUGUUGAAACUAAACGUGGAGCUGAUGUUUUGGCUAAAUUUUUAUGCCAGUUGAAUUUUCCAGUCGCAUCAAUUCAUGGUGAUCGCCCUCAAACUGAACGAGAACAUGCUCUUCAAUCUUUUAGAUCUGGUCGUACUCCUAUUCUUAUUGCUACAGCAGUUGCAGCUCGCGGUUUAGAUAUACCGAAUGUUAAGCAUGUGAUUAAUUUUGAUCUACCAUCAGAUAUUGAGGAGUAUGUUCAUCGUAUUGGUCGUACAGGUAGAAUGGGCCAACCAGGCUCUGCAACAUCAUUUUUUUCUGAGAAAAAUCAGAAUGUGGUAAGAGAUUUGGUUGAAUUGCUUCGUGAAUCUAAACAAGUUGUACCACCGUGGUUAGAAGCACGUGUUACUUACCCUUCAGGACCAGCGAGUCGUCGCAAUAAGAAUUUGAAUAAUAACAUAAAUAAAAAGAAUCGAGCUAAUUAUUGUUCAUUUGAUUGUCGACAGUAUGGCAAUCGAAGUAUCAGCUAUGUCGGUGGAUCUUUACCAAUGAAUAACAAUACCAAUAAUAACAGUAAUGUGCCCAAUGGUGGACUUGGACUACUUGGAAACUGUUCAUUGUCAUUCCCUAUUGCUAGUAAUCCUAGACAUCCACAGAACAAUACUUACAACCCAUUAUUUCAGCCUAGUCAGAAUCAACAGUCUAACAAAGUUUUCUGUAAAAAUAAUUCUGGCUAUAGUAACCGAGUGAACACAUUUACAGGAACACAUGAACAACAGAAUAAUUCUUUAGCAGCACCUGUUUCUUUAUUUCAUCAUCAGCCUAGACUUCAACAUCCGCAACCAGCAACACUGAUGCCUGCACCAAAUCCAAAUGCUGCAGUUCAUCAAUUUUUGGCGGCAGCUGUCGCAGCUGGGAUCCACCCUAUGCCAUCUAAUGGUACAAAUAUUAACGAUGGAAAUCUAACGGCUAUGAAUAAUGGAGGCUUUCAAAAUCCGCAUGUUCAUCCAGCAAAUGGUGCAGCUUUUGCAACACCUACUUACCAGGCUUUUCAUCCGGCCGCUGUUUUUCCUUCAUCAAAUCAAGUUCCGUCACAAUCUGUUUCUUCUAAUGGUCGAGAGGGCUCUGGGACUGUAGUAUUUCCAUCACCUGCUGGUCUUUAUCAUGCAGGUAACUUAAAUGGAACUAAUACGCUAAACUCAACAAGUUCGGCCAGUCAUCAAACCUUACAACAAACUCAUCCAGCUACAGCACUUAUCCAAACUGGCUACCCUGUUCAAUAUUACCCUCAAAAUCAACAGCACUUUGGUCCUGUCUCCAACGGAAUUCAGCGUCAUUCACCUCAGCAACAACAGCACCAUCAACAACAACAAGCUGUAGUCGCUGCUGCAAUGGCUGUCGCAGCCGCUAUGAAUAAUGGUAUGCAAUCGAAUAGCGAGAAUUGCAAUGCAUAUAUAUCUCAACAUUCUCAAAUGGAAUGCAAUAUUCCACUUGAUUCCAUCACAGCAUCUAGUCCAUCUGGACAAAUAACUAAAGGUGGAUCUGUUAUUCAACCGGUGUUUAGAAAUGAUGGUGACUGGUGGACAUCGGCCACACCAACAUAGUUCAUAUUGUGAAGUUAGGCAUCAUUUGAUUUACAUAGUGUCGUAGUGAUUUUGUUUACAUUAUUUAUGCAUUCGCAUGUUUUGAAGUACUUACUUUACUUAGACAUUUGACUUUUGUAUUAAUGUGCGAGUUUCCAUGAACGCGCUUACAUUAUACAUGCAUGUUUGCCUACAAACAAAAUCAUUACUCAUUGAGUAUAAUUUGUCUUUAUAAUUCUAUAUAAAUCUUACUUAGUUGUUUAGCCCUUCAUUUCUAUGUAACCAAUUUUCUCUGUUAUUCUGAUUACUGUUAUCAGUAAUGUAUGAUUCCAAUUGUUUACAAUUUUAUCAUUAUUUCCUUGUGUCUUGUUACUAGGCAUUAGUUGCUUUUUUUUAUCAUCAUGUUAUACUGUCUUCUGUAUUACUAUUUUGAGUUAUAUGCCUGUGAGUUUGUUCUUUAUGGUAACAUCUAUAUUGUCUAUUCCACCAUUCAUUAGCUAAUUUAAAGAAAAUACUUCACAAUUGCUCGUAUAUAUUCAUAUAUAAAUAUCGACGUCGGUCAACUAACUCCCUGUGUCUGUUUUCUUAUUAUUCUUUAUUCUUUUAUUUACUCUCAUGUCUGCUUUUUUGUACGACUAGACUCUCUUGCUUUUGAAACACCUAUUAAAACCAACUAAUUAUCCUUAAAUUACUAUCUUCAAUUAAUUUUUCUUCUUUGGAAAGCUCUUUAUUGUUGAAAAUGCGCCUCACUGUUUUCAAGCUACUGUUGCUGUUAUCAUUGUUAUUGUUAAUAAUACUAAUGAUGUGCAGCGUUAAGGAUUACCACCAUUCUCAAUGUAUGAAUUUUUUGUACAGUUGCGAUACUGACAUAAGUAUGGUUUUUUGCCAUUAUUUGAAGUAGAAUUUAUAUUCAUUAUACAACUAAUACAAAUUGUAUACACACUGACAUACUCAUCAAAUAUAUAGGAUUUUCACUUGAAUAUUAUGCAUAAUGUAAUAUUGAGAUUGUACCAUAUUUGACUUGUUUUUUUUUUGUCCAUUUAUCUACCUUAGCAUUUGUUAGUUACUUUCAUCUGUCCUCUUUCUCAUUUCAUUCAGCUUAAUCAUAACCAUAAUCUUGUUUUACUUCUGUCAUUAUUGUCUUUCUUUUUUUUUUUUCAUUUUUUAAAAAUUGAAUUUAUGUUUAAUCUAAAACUGCACUACUUUCUUUUGUUUCAGUGAUUAUAUUCCUUUUUAUUGCGUGUAAAAAUCAACUAUACACUGUCCAUGUGCUUUCCUCUACUGUGUCUGUGUGUACAUGUGUCUCAACAAAUCAUUAUAUUACCAUCUUGUCUUUACAUCGUAUCAAGUUGUCUAUACAUUUAUAUAGAGUAAGGUCUAUGUCAGUGUUGUAUUUAACUAUCUGUUUACAUAUAUAUAUAUAUAUAUAUAUAUAUAUAUAUAUAUAUAUAUAUACUACCACUACUAUUAAAUUCUAACAAAUUCUGUUCGCAACUCAGGGUCAUUCUGCUUAAAAUGAAAAAUUGAACUACUUGGAUCUAUAUUUAAAAGCAGAAAAGGGUGUGAAAGGCUGAGGGUAUUUUGUCAGUGAAAUUAUUCUAUUUUAAAAACUAAUCUCUAACUAACUAUCCUUCAUCUUAUAUUUCUUCUAUUGAUUCAAAUUAUUUUUCUGUUUAUCCCUUUUUUUCCCUAUCUGUUACACAAGUGUUUGAACAUUUUCUGUUUGAAAACUCUUUCUCAGUGUUAGAGAAAAAUGUCUUAUUCUUCAUGAUUGAAUUAGUUGUUGUAGUAUUCUUACACUGGUUACCUUCGUUGAUACAGCAUAGCUUAUUGUUGGUUGACGAGCAAAUGUAAAUUAGCUAACGUUUUUUUUUGAAACUAUUGUUUUGUUAAUCCCACCUCUUCAGUUCAUGUUACUACUACUAUAUCAUCAUUACAUUGUUUUUUUUCUCUUUUGUUGUUUGCUUUUGUCACAUUAAAUGGUAAUAAGUAUAAACAACAACAAUUAUCAAGGUCAAACAAUAAUCUAUAAAAGAUUAAUAAUGUUGAUCUUGUUUAUAUUAAACAAACAAAAAUGUCAUGAUUGAUUUUUGUUGUUAUAUUUCCUUAAUUUUAUUUCAUAUAGUAGUUAUUGGGCAGUUUGUAGGUCGAUUAAUGUUAGUGCAUAGAUUUUUGAUGGUAUCAAGC
Molecule: messenger RNA, 5157 nt
Organism: Schistosoma turkestanicum
Lineage: Eukaryota; Metazoa; Platyhelminthes; Trematoda; Strigeidida; Schistosomatidae
Source: the annotation of a GenBank genome assembly